Bipolaris oryzae ATCC 44560 is the source of this 2352-nucleotide messenger RNA. RefSeq lists its product as uncharacterized. Bases 1 to 2352 code for a protein of 783 amino acids. The transcript has 5 exons. NCBI's taxonomy places the organism in Eukaryota, Fungi, Ascomycota, Dothideomycetes, Pleosporales, Pleosporaceae. Gene Ontology annotation, biological process: regulation of DNA-templated transcription; DNA-templated transcription. Gene Ontology annotation, molecular function: DNA-binding transcription factor activity, RNA polymerase II-specific; DNA binding; zinc ion binding. The record is from RefSeq and is a predicted model, not a curated record. Gene Ontology annotation, cellular component: nucleus.
AUGGACACGCCGGAAGUAACCGCCCCGUCUGCGAACGCGACGAAUAAGAAGCGUAGACGACCGAUUAAUGCCUGUACUACUUGUCGCGCGAGAAAGGUCAAGUGCGAUGAGCGACCAAACGGCUGUCUGAACUGCGAGAGGCUUCAGCUAGACUGUGUCCAAAAUGGCGGUGUAUCGGCAGCAGUAAAAAGAUCAAACCCAGGCUACGAGCCAGUAGUCGGAAUCAAGAGGAAACGGACCUUCCGGUCUUGUAUUCCCUGCAGAGAUUCAAAGGUCAAAUGCUCUGGCGAACGACCGACCUGCACAAGGUGCCAACAACGCCGGACAACUUGUAUCUACGAUGCGGAGCACAACGAGCCAGCUUGGGUGCAGAGUAUCAGCACUCCUGCACUAAGUACACAGGAAAACUUAGUAAUGAUAUCUCCUCAUGGCCCACAGCCUUCUCCGGUUAGCCUUGAAAUGCUUGGUUCAGUUUUGGGAAAUGAUACUGCUGUACCUGGGUGCCCGCCCGGGCUGUUGUGGUUAUUCACAAAGCAACUACCGCCUAAGAACAAACUUCAUGCUUUGCUAGACGCGUAUUUCAAUAAUGUUCACCCUAUCCGAGUCUUCGCGUUCGAGCAUAAGCCGUCGUUCAUUCGGAUGUUGGACGAGGGCCAGCUGGUAGACUCAUCUGAUCAGGCGCUCCUACACAUAAUGUGUGCAUUGGGUGCUCGGUUCUAUGCCCUAGACUAUCAUGAGUCGUACUCGCCCUUGACCAAAGAUUUGAUACAGUCGGCUGGAACCCAGUGGGCCAAGAUCGCUGAAGAGAUGUUCUUUGCUGACUACAGUACCAUCUCAAUUACCAAACUCAAAGUUUUGGUCCUCCUCCACGAUCAUGAAGCAAGGACGGGUAACUAUGCUGGCUCCUUUCUUCUUACCGGUCUAGUGAUACGUAUGGCGCAUGCUUUGCAAUUGAACAACGAGAUAUCGCCAGAUGUGCUUUGCAAAGAAGUCGGGGGAAGCCCGAACGAGGUAUCUGUCAGGGAGUCUCGGAGACGGCUAAUGUGGGCAUGUUAUAUGAUCGACGUCUGGGCUGGCAGCGGCGUCGACCAUCUCACUAUACUCAAUGAAAAAGACCUCAAGAUCCAGCUUCCUUGCAACGAGCGACAGUUCUCACUACAGAUACCAUGUAUUACAGAACGGCUCGAGAAAGGCACAUUGCUGGAUUUCCUCGCCAAGGAAGAUAUUCCAGAGAAACCAAGCGACAAUUUGGGUAUGGCAGCAUACUAUGUGCGUAUUGUUAGUAUAUGGCGAAGAGUGCUACGCUUUGUAAAGCACAUGGAAGAGGAGCAACCACCUUGGCUCCCAGGCUCAGGCUUCGCAAUAUUGAUCCAAGAUAUACAUCUAUGGAGACAGAGCCUGCCUUCUUGGCUAGACUUUUCGGCAGACAACAUCUACAUCCGACGAGAAACCCACCAGCUAGGUGCUCUCCUUCUUAUUCAUUGCAUGUACCACCACGUCAUGUGCGACGUGCAUCGAAUCGCUCUCCCUGACCUUUUCAAGAACCAGGAACCAUUUGUCUUUCCCCCAGACCAGCAGGCAUUUGUGGGCCAUCUACAGGAUGUCUGCUUCGAACAUGCACAGCGCAUGUCAGUGCUGGCCUCACAUAUCCUUCAGCAUGGGGUUAAGCACUUUGCGGAUUCGAUCUUGCCUUCAUUCGUGUAUAACAGCAACAGGAUCAUGCUUUACUACAUUGCUAGGAUCUUGGAUGUAUCCAAACCCGACACUGGAACUGUGAUUGCACGUACUGUCGAGUUAGUACAGCAUAACAACCGGGCGCUGAGAGACAUGUCACUUAUUUAUCCCCUCGCCGAGUCCUUGUGUAUCACUUCGGAGCAGUGGCUAGAGACUGUGCGUGACAGUCUUGCUCGUGGACAUUCGGCCGACUACAUUGCACCUCAAGAUUCGUCUGAAAACGAAGCACGCCGUAUCGUUGGAGCCCCCGCGCCGACAGAAGGCACGCCACGGCAACGAAAUACUGCUGUCUCCAUGAUACCCCGUGUAGAAGAGAUAUUAUCAGCAAUUUCGCCGUCAACUCUUCGGACCGCCACUACUCGCUACCCAUUUACAGCACUUGCUCCAGGCGAGCAAUCGUCUACAGCAAGCCAUGGCAUGAACUCGCAACCAGAGCACCGGAUUGAUCCAAUAUACUCGUCCCCCAGUGCGCCUAAUUCGCUUGAGCAGCCCAUGUUCAAUCUUGAUGACCUGCAAAAUUUCUUUGGAUGGGAGGCGAGUGACGAUGAGAAUGUUCAGACGACGGGCUUCGAGGCAUUUGGGCCCUUGGGAUGGACGAACAAUUUCUCCAUAAUGUGA